Thamnophis elegans (Western terrestrial garter snake) is the source of this 1100-nucleotide messenger RNA. Its product is annotated as vesicle-trafficking protein SEC22b-B-like. Gene Ontology annotation, molecular function: SNAP receptor activity. Lineage: Eukaryota; Metazoa; Chordata; Lepidosauria; Squamata; Natricidae. Gene Ontology annotation, biological process: vesicle fusion with Golgi apparatus; retrograde vesicle-mediated transport, Golgi to endoplasmic reticulum; endoplasmic reticulum to Golgi vesicle-mediated transport. The transcript is spliced from 5 exons. Bases 136 to 786 code for a protein of 216 amino acids. The record is from RefSeq and is a predicted model, not a curated record. Gene Ontology annotation, cellular component: ER to Golgi transport vesicle membrane; SNARE complex; Golgi membrane.
UUCGCGGAGGCGAGGAAGAGGAGGUGGCGGGGGGGUGACGACCCGGGACACUGCCCCCUGCCCUGCCCUGGGCAGAAGAUCCUUUUUCCACCCCCACCCCCUUCUCGCCCUCUUUCCCUCCCCCCUCCCGCCAGCAUGGUUCUGCUCACGAUGAUCAGCCGGGUUCAAGACGGGCUGCUUUUGGCUGCCUCCAUGCAAGAAACGGAGCAGUCAAAUAGGAACUUCCAAGAAUACCACAAUCAAGCCAAGCAGCUUUUCCGAAAACUUGGGGAUCAUUCGCCAAAUCGGUGUUCUCUGCAGGCUGGAACGAUGACUUUUCAUUACCUGAUCAGCCAGGGGAUUUGUUACCUGACACUCUGUGAAGCUAACUAUUCAAAGAAGUUGGCCUUCUCCUUUCUGGAGGAGCUGCAAACGGAGUUCUGGGAACUUUACGGGAAGAAAAUCUCAUCGGUAUCGCGGCCUUACGCCUUCAUUGAGUUUGACAUUUACAUCCAGAAGCUGAAGAAAUCUUACCUAGACACUUGGUCAAAACGCCAUCUAAGCAGCAUCAAUACGGAGCUCCAGGACGUUCAGAAGAUCAUGGUGACCAACAUUGAAGAAGUCCUCCAAAGAGGGGAGACCUUAUCAGCUCUGGACUCCAAAGCCAGCAACCUGUCCACCCUCUCCAAGAAAUACCGCCAUGAUGCCAAGCUCCUCAACAGCCGCUCCGCUUACGCCAAAGCUGCCGCCACCGGCCUCAUCUUCAUGGUCCUCCUGCUCUACGUCCGCUUCUGGUGGCUGGUGUGACCCAGUCUCCCCCUUUUGUUUCCAAGGCCCGGUGUGACUUGGGCUUUUCCUUUGAGGAGAAACAUGGAAAUACCCCCAAAGUUCACCACUCGGGACGAUGUUCUUGUUUUUGGCAUCACCUCCAUUCACGUGGUUGGCCGUUGAAUGGCAGUGCAAGAUGCCAAGUGGAUCUAUGACUAUUUAUAAUGGGGGGGGGGGGGGAGAGAGGCUGUCCAGCCUGCCUUUCGAAAACAAGGAGAAAUUUGUGGCUUUCCAUAGAUCAGCUUUUUUUUCAAACACAGCCCUACAGCGUUGUCAACGGCUAGCAGGUUGAU